GAAAAUUCCAGAAAUAACAGUAAAGUAUAAAAUGAAUCACAAAUCCCGCGGAUAUGCCUUAAUAAUCAACAACCGUGACUUUAACUCAGAGACCCACAUGUCAUCACGGAAGGGCACUGACCAUGAUGCCCAAAGUCUGUACAACAACUCGCGUUUUGUGCGUGUGGCGGAGUUUUGUGGAGAGUUGGAUUUGGUGAAAAUUGUUUCCCGCGCUUCACAUUUGGUUACAUUUGAGUUUGAAUCGAACGCGGAGGGGAUUUUUGGUGCUAAGAAACAGGUCCCUCAAAUGGUCUCCACGUUGACUAAAGAUAUCUACUUUUAA
Messenger RNA from Octopus sinensis (East Asian common octopus), 322 nucleotides. Its product is annotated as caspase-3-like. The record is from RefSeq and is a predicted model, not a curated record. The transcript has 2 exons. The annotation marks the transcript as partial. NCBI's taxonomy places the organism in Eukaryota, Metazoa, Mollusca, Cephalopoda, Octopoda, Octopodidae. Gene Ontology annotation, biological process: proteolysis. Gene Ontology annotation, molecular function: cysteine-type endopeptidase activity.